Molecule: messenger RNA, 4786 nt
Organism: Lates calcarifer (barramundi perch)
Lineage: Eukaryota; Metazoa; Chordata; Actinopteri; Centropomidae
Gene: capn1
Product: calpain 1
Exons: 22
Coding region: 641-2752 (703 amino acids)
Biological process (GO): proteolysis
Cellular component (GO): cytoplasm
Molecular function (GO): calcium ion binding; calcium-dependent cysteine-type endopeptidase activity
Source: RefSeq, a predicted model, not a curated record
AAGGGGGCACAUUAGAGCCAAUAACUCAGGCCAGAGGCAGCAGGGCGUCUCUUAAUAAGAAGGACUGGUAGAGGGGACGGACCUACUCUAAAUAUGGAAGGGGAAAUAGAAAGUAAAGUAGUAUAUCAAAUGUCUAAAUAACUGUCUUUUGAAGGAAACAGCCUGCAAGGGUUUUACCAGCUGGUGGGAUAAGGAAGGACUGACACGCCUCACUCCUGCUGGUGUCAGACAUCUGGAACAAAAAAAUAAACUGCCGUUAACUGAGGACAUCUCUCUCAACAGCCUGUAAAACUUCUACAUCUUCAGCCUCUACUCUUGUCGACUGUUAUUGCAUCCGAAGUAUCCACCUCCAGCCAUACCACAAGUACCACAACCAAGCAGCAGCCUGGUCUUAUCAAUGUUUAAUAGCUUCUUAAUGGCCACUGAUGUUUCAUUUUGAUUUAUGAUUGAGCAUUGAAGCCAUUACCACCUUAUAUCAGAUUUACAUCAGAGCCACAGUGCUUUAUGUAAAAGCUUUUGAUGCAAUAGGUCACAGUUGCCUCAUUAAUUAUUGACACAUCCUAACAUCUUAUUGUAGUUCAGCACAUACAAAAAUCCAGAGUGACAGUUGACCCUUCGCUGUGAACUCCUCGAGCUCAGCAUGGUGGAGGAGCAGAUUUACGCCACAGGCAUGGCCUACAGGCUGAGGAGCCAGUGGGAUCGGGAUGAAGGUCUGGGACAGAACCACAACGCGGUGAAGUUUCUGGGUCAGGAUUACGAGUCUCUGAAAGCCCAGUGCCUCCGGAGCGGGAAGCUGUUUGAGGAUAGCCUGUUCCCGUGCGCCGCGUCGUCCCUGGGGUUCAAUGAGCUCGGACCGAGAUCCUCCAAGACAUACGGAGUCCGCUGGAUGAGACCUACGGAGUUCUGCAAGCGGCCUGAGUUCAUCGUAGAUGGAGCUACUCGCACAGACAUCUGUCAGGGAGCUCUGGGCGACUGCUGGCUGCUAGCAGCCAUCGCCUCGCUGACCUUAAACGACAACCUCCUCCACAGAGUGGUUCCCCACGGUCAGAGCUUCCAGCAGGGAUACGCUGGCAUCUUUCACUUCCAGUUCUGGCAGUUUGGCGAGUGGGUGGAGGUGGUGAUCGAUGACCGGCUGCCGGUGAAGGACGGGAAGCUGCUGUUUGUCCACUCGGCAGAAGGAACCGAGUUCUGGAGCGCACUGCUGGAAAAGGCCUACGCCAAACUGAACGGCUGUUAUGAGGCCCUGUCAGGUGGCAGCACAUCAGAGGGCUUUGAGGACUUCACGGGCGGUGUGACGGAGAUGUACGAGCUGGUGAAGGCCCCCUCUGACCUCUUCAGCAUCAUCAGGAGGGCCAUAGACAGAGGAUCACUGCUGGGCUGCUCCAUUGACAUCACCAGCUCACGAGACAUGGAGGCCGUGACGUUCAAGAAGCUGGUGAAGGGACACGCCUACUCUGUGACUGGGGUGGAUGAGGUGGUGUACAGGGGAAAUAUGACCAAGCUGGUUCGCAUCAGGAACCCCUGGGGGGAGGUGGAAUGGACCGGAGCCUGGAGUCGACAAUGGGACAGCGUGGAUCGCUCUGUCAGAGAACGGCUACAAAACCGCAGCGAGGAUGGUGAAUUCUGGAUGUCGUUCAGCGACUUCCUGCGCGAGUUCAACCGCCUGGAGAUCUGCAACCUGACGGCCGACGCCCUGCAGCACAGCCAGCUGAAGAAGUGGAGCUCCUCGCUCUACCAGGGAGAAUGGAGGAGAGGCAGCACUGCUGGAGGCUGCAGGAACUACCCAGCAACCUUUUGGCUCAACCCUCAGUUCAAGAUCGUGCUGCAGCACCCAGACACUCCAGGCCAAUCAGAAUGCAGCUUCCUGGCUGCCCUCAUGCAAAAGGACCGCAGGAAGAAGCGGCGAGAAGGCAAAGACAUGGAGACCAUCGGGUUCGCUGUCUAUGAGAUUCCAAGUGAGUUUGCGGGCAGGUCGGGGGUCCACCUGAAACGGGACUUCUUCCUCACCCACGCCUCCAGCGCUCGCUCCGAGCUCUUCAUCAACCUGAGGGAGGUCAGCUCGCGGCUGCGGCUGCCGGCGGGGGAGUACAUCAUCGUCCCCUCCACUUUCGAGCCGCACAAAGAGGCCGACUUCGUCCUCAGGGUUUUCUCCGAGAAGCCCGCCGACUCUGAGGAGCUUGAUGACGACGUUGUAGCGGAGCUUCCAGCAGAGACUCAGCUAGAUGAGAGUCAGAUCGACGCAGGCUUCAAGAAUCUCUUCAGACAACUGGCGGGGCCGGACAUGGAGAUCAGUGUCACAGAGCUGCAGACCAUAUUGAACAGGAUCAUCAGCAAACAUAAAGACCUGAAGACAGACGGCUUCACCAAAGAAGCUUGCCGCAGCAUGAUAAACCUCAUGGACACUGACGGCAGUGGAAAGCUUGGUCUGACGGAGUUCCAUGUCCUUUGGGAAAAGAUCAAACGAUACCUGACCAUAUUCAGGCAGUUUGACUUGGACAAAUCAGGCACCAUGAGCUCCUAUGAGAUGAGGAUGGCUCUUGAAUCAGCAGGUUUCAAGCUGACCAACCAGCUGUUCCAGCUGAUCAUCCUGCGCUACACGGAGGCGGACAUGGCUGUCGACUUCGACAACUUUGUCACAUGUCUGGUCAGACUGGAGACAAUGUUCAAAACCUUUAAGACCUUGGACACAGAUGGAGAUGGUCAAAUAUCUCUCACCUUCUUUCAGUGGAUUACCCUGACCAUGUUUGCCUAGAGAUGUGAGGACUCCUUUGUGACUUUUGCACUGCAUCCUGCUGCAGCUCCAGGCCCAGUAUCUGUAGUUUCAGAAGUGCCUUUUCUCCUCCAGUUCUUCCUCUCCUCUGCACUGCUCGCUGCUGAAGCCCGCUGCUGGAAACAUGUGCCAAUCUUUAAUAUGUCACCUGUUUUUGCCAACAGAAGGACGCUCUCUUCUUCUAGCCUGUCUGUCACCUCUGUGGAGAGAGUUAGGCAGACCGUUUUUAGCUAUACAAAUCAGGAAGCAGAAAUAAUCUUAUUGGUUUAAUCUCUGUGGGUGGAGACACAAAAUGUAUCAAUAUGUGUUUUGCUUGGCUGAGAAAUGUGCAAGCUAGCCAUACAUUUUUCCACAGUUGCUGCAUUAUCCUAGCAGUAAUUUACAUUUAAGAAUCCUAGCUUUACUAGCUUUUAGCUAUUUGUUUUUAGAGGACCAAACCUGACUGAUAAAAAAAAUAAUGAAUGAAUUAAAUAACCAAAUAAUUGUAAUAAAAAUAAUAAUAUAAACAUGCACAAAAUGCACAAAGAAAGUAAGUCAGCUGCAUUAUUUAUUUUUCCUAUAGCAGGAUUUCUGUCCAUCAACAGAAUUAAUAUUUAUUUUUUAUGAGCUAAUUUUACCUUAUUGAUAUGACAUGAUUUAUUUAAGCUUUUAAAUGAGACCUAAGCUAAGCUAAAUUAAGCUAAAUUAAUAAAUGGUCAUGAAGGAAAAAACUCAAUAAACGUUUUUGUUCGUGUCUCAACCACAGUUUGAUUUUGGGUCAAAUGAAUUCCCAAUCAGGUUACCUAGCACUUGGAAUUGGGCUCAACCAAUAACAUUAUUUUUGCCUCCUUUUAAUCUACAUAGAAACCAAAUCUCUCAACUGCAAGUUUCGGAUGGUCAUUAGGAAAUUUUAUGUCUAUUACUGUGUUUUAAUGGGGAAUGAUUACUCAUUAAUGAUCACUCUUUAUCAUGAUAUUUACACAUCAAAAGCAUCAGAUUGUAAGGGAUUUGUAUUAAUCAUUAAUCUGUUAAAUAUAAUACAUUGACAGAUUUUUUUUUUUUUGAUGAAAUCAGGUAACUGGUUGUAUAAAACUGUUGCUAGUCUACCAAGACUUAUUUAACCAGAGAAGUUGAGCCUGAUGUCUGUGGUCACAAUCUCAGUGCCAGAUGUGGUCGAUGUGAGGAGCUGCAGAGUGCUCCAGCUUGCUCUUCAGUCUUUUCUAUUACUAUCUACAUUUAGUGCAGAUGAAUCAAAUGAAUGUGAGUAAUAUGUAUCUUUGCUCUGCCAUGCUGGCCUGGCACUUUCUGUCUUGUGCCAAACUUUGCUUUUACCUGAGCAUCAAGGGUCCACUCCAAGCUUUACUGGGCCCUGCAGUGCAGAGAUAAUGGUGUUUUUGCUGUAUCAUAGAGAAUGUGUUGACUUAUAUUUCUUUAAAACUACUCUUGUUUAGCUUUAAGACAUACCUGCUUAUCAUUAUGCAUGGCACUUUUUAAAGACUGUUUGGGAAAAAAAAACUUUUAACUUUUGUAUCAUGGCUGGAAAAGGGAUGUGUCAGCCUUGUUUAAUCUUGCCUCUCAAAGGGAACAAGAACACGUCAAUACUUAAGGUAAACAAUUAUGCAAGAUGGGUUGAUAUGUUGUAUGCAUGCAGUGUGAAAUGUGGUAUAUUGUCUGCCUGCCUGAUUUCUGUUCAACCAGGGGGAGCAAAUGUUUUAUUUGAAGAAUUGUAUACUACACCAAAACUGCUUCUUCUGCCAGUUAUUUUACCAAUUUUUUAACUUUUUGUAAAUGGAAGAAUUGUAUUUUAAAACAUCAAGUGACUGCCAAACCCUUACAUUUAUAUAAUACUCCUAUAAUGCCAGCAAUCCUGUCCUCAGUUUUUGCAGCGUAAUGCUUAUACAACAUUGCCUAAUGUUUACAAUGGCCAACAUUAUGGGUCCCUUUGGACCCAUCCAUCAUGCAAUACCUUGGUUUACUGUGUAGCUUUCUCUGUAAAACAUCAGUACACACUUUGAAAAUAAAAAAUGGGGAAAAUUU